UGUUAAACCCUCCCAAAACAUCGAGCCGUCGGCUCGCUCCGUCGACCGAUGCUGCUCGCGCACCGGAAACCAAGCCACCGUCUUCUCCGGCAACCGCCUUCGAAUCCGCCCCGAACCCCGCCGCCUCCCCACCGGCGCAGCCCGCCGGCGGAGGCUCCACCACCACCCUGCCACCGCCGCGUCCCUCCCCUGAACCCGGCAGCCUACGCGGGCCUCCUCCGUGCCGCGUCGAGGGCCCGGUCGCUGCAGCUGGGCAGGCUGACCCACUCUCACAUGCUCCGCGCCGGCUACCACCCGGGCCUCUUCCUGCGCAACAACCUGCUCGCGGUCUACUGCCGCUGCGGCGACAUGCGGGGCGCCCGCCUCCUGCUCGACGGAAUGCCGCGCCGAGACGCCGUGUCCUGGAACACGCUCAUCGCGGGCUACUCCAGCCUGGGAUCCACACGCCUGGCGCUCGCCGCGUUCCGGGAGGCACGGGGCAGCGGCAUCCAGGCAGACAGGUUCACCUACGCGGCGGUGCUGGCGGCGUGCGGCGGGGCCGGGGACGGGCGGAGCGGCCGGGCGGCGCACGGGCUGGCCGUGGCGAGCGGGCUCGCGCGGGACGCGUUCCUCACCAACUCCCUCAUCGACAUGUACGCCAAGUGCGGGAUGAUCGACGAGGUGAGGCUGGUGUUCGACCGGGCCGAGGAGCGGGACGAGGCCUCCUGGAACCUGCUGCUGUCGGCCUACGUGCGGAUGGGGUGGCCGGAGGUGGCGGUGCACGUGCUCGUCUGGAUGCACCGCUCGGGGGUGAAGCUCGAUAGCUUUGCUCUCGGCGGGAUCCUCAAGGCCUGCUCGGAGCUCGAGGGGUCCGAGGACCUCCGAAGGAUGCUGCACGGCUGCGUGGUGAAGGUCGGCUUGGACUUGGACAUGUUCGUCGGGAGUGCCAUGGUGGACAUGUACGCCAAGAACGGCGGGUUGGAGGAGGCGAUCAAGGUGUUUGACUGCAUGCCGAAUCAGAAUGUGGUGGUUUACGGUGCCAUGAUUGCCGGGUUUGCUCGGUUGGGUAAUGACCCAUGCCCUGAGGUCAGAAUCGAAGCGGUCAGGCUUUUCUCAAACUUGCUUCGGAUGAGGAUAAAACCGUCCAAGUUUACGUUCAAGAGCGUGCUCGAAGUGUGUAAUCUGACAGAUGCAGUGCGCUGUGGGAGGCAGAUACAUGCCCAUGUUAUAUUCAGUGGGUUUCAGGACGAUGAGUUCAUAGCAAAUGCGCUGAUCAACCUCUACUCUAAAGCACGAUCAGUAAAUGACAGUCUUAGAUGCUUCCAUAUGACACCCAAGCAAGAUGUCGUCACAUGGACAUCCAUGAUUACAGCUUUCGCGCAUGAUGAAAAUUUUGAGAAGGCACUAGACUUCUUUAUAGAAUUUCUUUCUAUUGGAAAAGAGCCAGACCAAUUCGCUUUAUCUAGUGCGAUGAAUGCCUGUGCUGCUCUUAGUCUGCCAGCAACCUGUAAGCAGUUGCACUGUUAUACGGUCAAAUCAGGACUCGAUCAGUUCACUGUUUGUGGCAAUUCUCAGAUUGCUAUGUAUAGGAAUAUAGGUGAUGUUAAGGCUUCAAAGAAGACAUUUGACCAAAUUACCAUUCUGGAUACUUACUCAUGGUCUACCAUGGUUUUGACCUAUGCCGUCCAUGGCCAUGAAAAUGAGGCUCUGGAGCUCCUCCAGAAGAUGAAGGAAUGUGGCGUCAUGAUAGAUAAUACUGCUUUUCUUGCCGCUCUUAUUGCUUGCAGCCAGCAAGGUCUGAUGGAUGAAGGUUUCAGGCAUUACGAGAGCAUGAUAUCAGAUUUUGGUUGUUCCCCAUCUGCGAAGCACAAAGCUUGCAUAGUAGACCUCCUUGGCCGUGUCGGCAAGAUGGCUGAGGCUGAAGAUUUCAUAAUGGGGUCUGGAUCAGAAAAUGACCCAAUACUCUGGCGUGCACUGUUGCGUGCUUGCAGAAUCCAUGGGGAUAAAGAGAGAGGUAUAAGAACUGGAGAGAAAUUAAUGGAUCUCGAGCCCUUUGCUGCUACCUCAUAUGUGGUGCUGUACAACCUCUACAUGGAUGCUGGCAAAGUCUCAUUGGCUAUGAGGACAAGAGGCCUAAUGAGAGAGCGGGGCGUGAGCAAGAAAACAGGGAUUAGUUGGACAGAGUCCGGAGGGUCCAUCCAUCAUUUUGCUGAUGGAGAUAGCUCCUGCCAACAGAACAAUGCAGUUCAGGCCAGAUUGGAAGACUUGCUGGUCAGGGUGAAACAGAGGACCGAGUGUGGCGGAACGGAUGUUUGGGAAUUAGGAUUCCAGAGCAGAAAGGCUGGCGAGAGCUCGCUCGGCAGACAUAGUGAACUACUGGCGGUGGCUUUUGGGCUGUCCACUUUGCCGCCUGCUGCUCCUGUAACGGUUAUGAAGAACCAGAGGAUAUCCCUGGAAAGCCAUGAAACCCUGAAGUUGCUAUCAGGGCAGGAGAAUAGGGGAAUAAUUGUCAGAGACCCGACUCAUUUUCAUCGUUUUGAUCAAGGUUCAUGCUCUUGCAGAGACUACUGGUAGUCAAAAGUGAUUUAUAACCUUUGGGACUACAGGCCUUAGAAGGGUCAGUGGAGCAGUUUGACCGUUUUUGUAGGUGAGAUCAAAACUGGUGUCUCACAGAUAACACAACUCUACAUGCAAGUAAACCAAGCCAGGGUAUCAUCAAGGAAACCCUGACAGGCUAUUGUGCUUGACUAUGCCAAACUCCAGCUGCGCAUCACUUUGCGAUCAAGAGCUGCACCCCUUGUGCUGUUCAUCUCUGAUGAAACCAUGUGAGUGCAAGCUGAAGAUGUGAAGGCAGUGCUACUUCCCUGUAUGUCAGCUAGAAGUGUAGCUUAAUCGCCUAUACUUGGGACAUUUUGUUGAGCCAAAUGUGCUGGGCUGAAGAGCUAGCAGCUGCGCCAGGGCUGAUUCCUAAAGAUCAUCUGCAGCAGAACGUACACUCUAGUCACGGUGCCGUAGAAGCUGCGGUUAGAAGUGUUCGCGUUGAGAAUGUCCUGAAGAGGGGACAUGUUAGCAUUGAGAAGUUUCUGAUGGGUAGACAAGCUGAUCGCAAUGAUGCGCUGCAUUCUAACUAUGAAAGAAGUUCGCUGUUUUUUUUCUGCACAAGCUGACAUAGGUUAGCAGGUAUAGUUACCAGAUGGUACAUUUACGCAAGCACCUAAUUUUGUUUUACAUAGGUUUUGUAGCUGGGGAAAUGUAUGUAGCCAGGACUGAAAUAUUUAUAUAUCCUUGUGCACUGUCACAGAAACCAUAUUCGGUUAACAGAAA
This is a messenger RNA of Lolium perenne, 3303 nucleotides long. RefSeq names its product pentatricopeptide repeat-containing protein At3g13880. Gene Ontology annotation, biological process: RNA modification. Gene Ontology annotation, molecular function: zinc ion binding; RNA binding; protein binding. NCBI's taxonomy places the organism in Eukaryota, Viridiplantae, Streptophyta, Magnoliopsida, Poales, Poaceae. The record is from RefSeq and is a predicted model, not a curated record.